CUCAUCAUAUAUACACAGGCAUUCCAUUCAAACACGCACUGUACAUAUUUCCUAGCUGGAGGCUGUUAGCUAUCUGUCUUCUAUUCUUUCUGCAAGAUGCCGCUCUUCUCUCCCGCUUUGGUACCCAAGGAUCAAGGUGCUCCCCUGUCGGAGCAGCAGCUGAAGGCUUUCUUCAAACAGCAUGACAGGAAUGGCGAUGGCCUGCUCGACUGGGAAGAGCUCCGGAAAGCCUUUAAGGAUCUCGGAGCUGUCAUCCCCCCCUGGAGAGCUCACCGCGCGCUCCAACACGCCGACAUCGACGGCAAUGGCUGCGUCGACGAGAAAGAGAUGGGACAUCUAGUGAAGUAUGCGGUGAAGUUUGGGUAUACCAUGAAACAGCAGUAGCUGGCAUGGCAUGGAUGGGUGGCUGGCUGCUUAAUUGCUUGCUUGCUACAGCUUCUCUUACUUAAUUAUGCAGCAGUUGAUUGCAAUAAAUUAUGGGCGAUUCGUGUGUAUUGUUGUUGAAUUGGCUUGGUUUUUUUUAUUUAUCUUUUUACGUUUUGGUUUUGUGCUUGGGACUCGAUGAUCCUUCUCUUGUAUACGUAGACUAGAUCGAGACAGUCUCUUAAAGGACAUCGCGCGGUUACAGUGAGGUUUUCAUGUUGAAAGUCGCUGUUGAAAAGGGGAAGGGAUGGGAGAUGGCUGGGUUGCUUCUUUCUCGUUAUGUGGCUUAAGCUAGCCUGAUCCGCGAGCAUGUGUAUUCAACUAUAAUAAUAUUUUCAAGUUGCCUAA
Messenger RNA from Malania oleifera, 771 nucleotides. Its product is annotated as calmodulin-like protein 6. The record is from RefSeq and is a predicted model, not a curated record. Gene Ontology annotation, molecular function: calcium ion binding. Bases 97 to 384 code for a protein of 95 amino acids. Lineage: Eukaryota; Viridiplantae; Streptophyta; Magnoliopsida; Santalales; Ximeniaceae. The transcript has a single exon.